Messenger RNA from Eriocheir sinensis (Chinese mitten crab), 431 nucleotides. It is a transcript of the gene PolE4, whose product is annotated as DNA polymerase epsilon subunit 4-like. NCBI's taxonomy places the organism in Eukaryota, Metazoa, Arthropoda, Malacostraca, Decapoda, Varunidae. Gene Ontology annotation, molecular function: protein heterodimerization activity. Gene Ontology annotation, cellular component: nucleus; epsilon DNA polymerase complex. The coding region runs from base 27 to 353 and encodes 108 amino acids. The record is from RefSeq and is a predicted model, not a curated record. The transcript is spliced from 2 exons.
AUCCCGACCGUCAAAAAUUGCAGGAAAUGGCGGGAACGGCGAGCGAGGAUCCUUUGGGCCUGGAGGAGGAUCUUGAGGGCGAGGCGGAGGAUGAAGGACGCGCAGGACACAGACUUCCUUUGGCCAGGAUUAAGAGGAUCAUGAAGGCUGACCCUGACCUCAACCUCGCCAGCCAGGACGCCGUGUUCCUCAUCACUAAGGCUACGGAACUCUUCGUGGAGAGCUUGGUGCAGGAGGCUUACCAGUUCACGCUGAAGGGCCGCAAGAAGACGGUCACACGGCGAGACAUCGACAACUGUGUGGAAGCCAUUGAUGCCCUGGCCUUCCUUGAUGGUGCCAUGGACUGGACCUGAGCCACUGCCGAACCAUUUCCUCCUCUUAGUUAUUUGAUGUGUACCUAAUUCUUUCUUAAAUAUAUUGUAUUUUUGAGA